This is a messenger RNA of Apodemus sylvaticus (European woodmouse), 1772 nucleotides long. It is a transcript of the gene Snapc1, whose product is annotated as small nuclear RNA activating complex polypeptide 1. The transcript is spliced from 10 exons. Gene Ontology annotation, molecular function: sequence-specific DNA binding. The coding region runs from base 44 to 1243 and encodes 399 amino acids. Gene Ontology annotation, cellular component: snRNA-activating protein complex. Gene Ontology annotation, biological process: snRNA transcription by RNA polymerase III; snRNA transcription by RNA polymerase II. The record is from RefSeq and is a predicted model, not a curated record. NCBI's taxonomy places the organism in Eukaryota, Metazoa, Chordata, Mammalia, Rodentia, Muridae.
UAUGACGUGACUGGGGCGGUGCUAUAGGAUCUGCGCGUCCGGGAUGCCCCGUCCCGGAGUAAGCAUGGGGACUCCUGCGGGCCCCGGGACCCGUCCCACGGGCGCUGGAACUCUUGAAGGCGUGGGGACAACUCCAGGCCUGCAGACUGACUGCGAGACGCUGCUCAGCCGCUUCCAAGAGAUGGACAGCGUGCGCUUCGAGGACUUUGCGGAACUCUGGCGCAGCAUGAAGUUCGCGACCAUCUUCUGUGGAAAAAUGAGGAAUUUAAAAAAGAACAUGUUUACCAAAGAAGCUUUAGCUUUGGCCUGGCGCUACUUUUUGCCUCCUCACACGUUCCAGAUCAGAGUUGGCGCUUUGUAUCUUCUGUACGGGUUGUACAACACACAGCUGUGCCAGCCAAAACAAAAGAUCAGAGUUGCCUUGAAGGACUGGGAUGAAAUUAUUAGAUUCCAGCAGGAUUUGAUAAACGCACAGCAUUUCGACGCAGCUUUCGUUUUCAGGAAGCUUCGGCUCGACAGAGCCUUCCACUUCACAGCGAUGCCCAAGCUGCUUUCAUGUAGAAUGAAGAAAAAAGUUCAGCAAACUGAAGUGACACAAAAAUUUAAGGACCCGAAUGAUCGUGUAAUGAAACUUAUCACUUCUGAUGUAUUAGAGGAAAUGCUGAAUGUUCACGAUCAUUAUCAAAAUAUGAAACAUGCUAUUUCAGCCGACAAGUCCAUGCCAGACAAAGCUCUCAGUCUGGUAAAGGAGGAUUUUUUUGAUAACAUUAAGAACAUAGUUUUGGAGCAUCAGGAGUGGUAUAAAGAAAGGAAGAAUCCCUCCUUAAAACCCAAACUUAAAGAUGGAGAAGAGAAUGGUGAAGGCACUUCAGAGGAGCCAGAGAGAUGCGAGAGAGCAAUGUCUUUAGCAAAAAUAAAAGCAAAAGCCUUCUCAGCUGUCGCCCAGGUCUCCAAGUCCAGGAGGCAUCGCCAGUCCAAGCUUGACUCUUCUGACUCUGACUCUGGGUCUGGACAAGUGCAAGGCAAAGCAGUUAAGAGAAGGAGAACCAGAGAACCAGCAGAACCUGCAGAACCGGCCACAAGGAAGAGGUCUUCCAGGAGCAAAGGUAAUGUUCCGAAUGAACAUAAGGAAGAGAAGUCUUUACGCCUGAGCAUGCCUGUUAUUACAGAGGAGGAGGAUGACGGCGUGGAUGGCUUCAGCAAAGCAGAGGUGACUGCACCCAAGAGAAAGAGAAAAUGCUGACCCAGGAGGCUGGUGGAGUUUUAAAUUUUGAGCUUUCCAACAGAAGAAAUGGUGUUAUGUUGUAUACUAAGCAGGAAGUAGCCAGUGGAGACUAAAUCUGAGCACAAGAUCAUUUCUGUGAAAUGGGCGAGCCUAUCAUAGGCCAAGAGUUGGAGUAAAGGUUUACUCUGAAGCUUAAUUUUAACAUUUUUUUGUUAAUAUUGCAAUUUUAACAAAUUACAUUGUAAUUUGUAACAAAAUAAAUUAUAAAUGUGUUAAACUUGUUAAAGUUGUUAAAGGUCUGUAUGAGUGGAGAUAAAGUUUCUGUCACCUUUAGGAUGUAACUUGUGGGUUAAUACUCUUUCCUGAGAGUUUUUGUGCUGUACUUAAUGCAGUGCUGUAAUGUUUACACUUCUGUUUUUAAAACAUUGUUCUAAAACACUGUUUAUACAUAAAUGACUUACACCUCACCUAGCAAUGGAUUUGGCUAUUGGUUUUGUUGAAUAUUUUGUGUGUUAUGGUUAAGUGCAAUAAAAAAUUUUGCCCCCUU